GGGUCAGGUCGUUCCUCGGCCGAGAGGCACUGGCCAAUCGGACAGUGAGGACUAGCGGUGGUGAGGUUGGUGGAGUGACCCCGGGACCCGCGUAGGGUCAUGGCUCUAUGGAGUAGGGCUGGCCGAAUGGGCCUCGGCCUGGGCCUGGACGGAAGCGUGGCCCGUCUCGCUUGCGCGCGGGGGUUGCGGUGUUCCCUCAGGCAAAGCCGCGAAUCCCAGGGAGGAGAUGGCGCCGACAGGCCACAGUCUUCGUCAGGGACCCCACGGCUGCCCAAGAUCUACACCAGGACCGGGGACCAAGGUUUUUCCAGCACUUUCACUGGGGAAAGGAGACUUAAGGAUGACCAAGUGUUUGAGGCCUUGGGGACAACUGAUGAAUUAAGCUCUGCUAUUGGGUUUGCCAUAGAAAUCAUGAUGGAAAAAGGCCAUACGUUUGUUGACGAACUUGAGAAAAGCGCACAGCCUUCAGCGAAGACGCCAUCAGGGACCUGGAAUGCUGGAUCGAUGCCUACACCAGCCGGCUCCCUGCCCUCACGGCCUUCAUCCUGCCGUGUCGUCCCACUUGUCCAGGCCGGGCAGAUGGAUGCAAACGUGGCCAAGUUCUUGAACAGACUCAGUGACUAUCUCUUCACUUUGGCCCGAUACACAGCCAUGAAGGAGGGGAAGGAAGAGAAGAUCUACCGAAGACCAGACCCCCAACCCUGAGAUGGGGAUGCGGUGCCCUCCCCCCACCCUAGCAGGGGGGGACAAGGAGUUACGUGCAGAGCGUCCAAAGCCAGGACUACUGCUGGACCCCAGCCUGCCUCGCCCACCUUGCCCCCUUGCAGCUUCAUGGGAGGUUCGGCCCCCACCAUCAGGUUCAGCCUCUCUGAAGACAGAGCGGGGGACGCUUGGAGCUGGCACCAAAGGGGGCCCAAGGGCGCUGAGCGCGUGUGGCUAGUUCCUCCCUCCAGGACUCAGCAGAGCACUUGAGCCCCUCCACAACGUGCGUGUGAUUUACUUGCACCAGAGGGGCCUUAAAUGUCCCAUCCAUAAAGGGAAAGCCAGCGGGGCUCCGCAUUGUGGUUGCCUUCAAGCUAUCCAUCACCCGCGAAGCGGGAGGAUGGGGCGAGCAGAUUUACGGACCGGGGCUGUGAACAAAUACCGGCCCCCUCGGCCCACGUGUCAGGUCGGGGGAGGGGGGUGCGGUUCAUGGUUCUGGCCCGGCCGCUCUGAGCCUGGGCAGCAGACCCACAAAGAGCUAGACCCCAGUUCUGGGGAGUCAGACCUUGGGAAAGGGCGUCCAUAGAUAGAUAAGACCUGGCCUGAAGCCGUUGCCCACCUUUUCAGUCUUGUGGUAAUUAAUCCCCUCCACUCCUCCUUCAGCCUAUUAGCUGUUCCCAGUACAGCCUCUCCAGUGCCUCCCUCAGGGCCUUUGCCCAGGCUGUGCCUCCUGCCUGCACUGCCCUCCCUCAUCACGCUCUCCCCUUAGAGUCCCCUGGCUUGCUCCCCAUCAUAGCUCAGGUAGCCAGCUCCUGUGUGAGCCUUCCUAAAGUCCGUACCAUUGUGCCCCCUCCCGCCCUCGCUUGUAAAGUCACCCCGUGUUACUUGGUAUUUCUUUAUCCAUGUCCCUGGCGUCUCCAUCUCCAUGCAGGCAGCGAUUGUUUGAUGAUUGCCUUGGAAUCCCUAAUCCCCAGCAAGGUGUCUUGUGCAUUGAGUUAAACACUUAAAAGCUUGAUGAAUUAAAUUUAAGUAGCACAAGUGGUGGUGUCCCCAUUUUACAGACGACGAAGUGGAAGCUCAAGGGUCAGUUGCCUGCUUUAUCCAAUUCCCCACCUCAGGUGUCUGAGGUGAGGUUUGGGCCCCGGUUUUCCUCGCGGUUCCUGUGUAUACACUGCUCCUAAAUGGGCCAGGAGCGUGUCCUUUUAAAGGGCUUUCCAAGCUCUGAUUCUUGUAUCGGGUCCAGCCCCCUCGGUGACAUUCCCUGUAACUGGAGACAACAUCCAGAUUUCUGGGGGAGUUUCCAGGAAGGAUCCCAGCCCUGCUGCAGGAAGGGACUUGAGAGCCGGUUCUUUCAUCAGCCCAUGGUCCCCUGGGAAAUUUCCCCAGGCCUUCAGGAAGACUCGGGCUCAGAAAUGUCCCCUUGUGGCUCCGCUCACUGAGGAACAGCCAGGAGGCGAACUCAGGGACAGAGGAGGGUCUCUGGGCUCAGCAGGGGUGGAGAGGACCCGGGGCCAGAACCCAAAGCUACAGGACUUCCACUAGGAAACUGUCACUGAGCUUUGGGCUGCCUUGCGAGUUGAUACACAGUCACACAUACAUGGUACAGUAUCGCCCAUACACACAAAAAUAGUCACAUACAUAUAUACUCACAGU
Sarcophilus harrisii (Tasmanian devil) is the source of this 2355-nucleotide messenger RNA. It is a transcript of the gene MMAB, whose product is annotated as metabolism of cobalamin associated B. The record is from RefSeq and is a predicted model, not a curated record. NCBI's taxonomy places the organism in Eukaryota, Metazoa, Chordata, Mammalia, Dasyuromorphia, Dasyuridae. Gene Ontology annotation, molecular function: corrinoid adenosyltransferase activity. The coding region runs from base 100 to 705 and encodes 201 amino acids. The transcript has 7 exons.